Molecule: messenger RNA, 882 nt
Organism: Rhododendron vialii
Lineage: Eukaryota; Viridiplantae; Streptophyta; Magnoliopsida; Ericales; Ericaceae
Exons: 1
Coding region: 1-882 (293 amino acids)
Source: RefSeq, a predicted model, not a curated record
AUGGGGGCAGGACAGAAUCAGCUUGCUAGGGAUAUUGUAGCGGCACUUGCGGCAGCUAAUCUUUUGCAACCACCUCCUAGGGAUAUCGCGAACAGUCGGGCCAUAGUAGCUAUGAGAGAGUUUAGCCGUAGAAAUCCACCUCAGUUUGAUGGGGAGAGUAGCGACCCCCUUGUGGCCGACCAUUGGCUUUCACAAAUUCGUAAGAUCUUUAAUGCCCUUAAGAUUACGGAGGACGACCUACGGGUGAGUAUAGUAGCUUGUCAACUUACCGGUGAGGCGAACGAGUGGUGGGAAUCUGUUUUAGGAGUAAGGAGAGACGCUAGGAGGGCGGCUGGAGUUGCAAAUCAGGAAAUUGAGCCGGUUGAGGAAAGUUUGACUUGGGCUGAAUUUGAGACACUUUUUGAAAACCAAUAUUUUCCAGAGUCGUAUCGCGAACAGCUUAGAAACCAAUUCGAGAGGUUAGAUCAAGGUGACAUGACCGUUUCAGAAUAUGCCACUAGGUUCCAAACCUUGUCCCGUUUUGCGCCAGAGUUAGUUGCAACCGAUGGUAGGAAAUGUAGGCGUUUUGAGAAAGGGUUAUGUCUAUCUAUCAAGAAGUUUGUGGUAGGUCAACGAAUUGAAAGGUUUUCUGACAUUAUUGAGUGUGCUAGAAGUAUUGAUUAUACGGAGGAAAUACCAGAGGAGGCGAAAGUGCAGGAGUCGAGGAAACAAACCAUUAGCAAGAACAUAUCUAUAGAAACAUCUGGGAGCCAAGGCAGGAAGAGACAAAGAGAUCAAUUUUGGUCCACCUCGAGCCAACAUAGUUCAGAACCACCUAAUCUUUCUAGAACGUCAGGAGUUCCGUCGGGAUCAACAAUUGUGUGUUAUCGGUGCCGCCAGUAG